UUAAGAGGGAAGCUUUCUUUCAACUCUGAGAUUCGUUCCCUUGUUAUUUUAUUUAUUUAUUUAUUUUGAAUCCCUCUUUUCGGUUUUCAAUUUAAGUAUUUUUGUUUCCAUUUCUAUUUUCUCAGUUUCUCUCUGUCUCACUCUUUCACCGCAGCUGCCUCGGGGUUUUAUCAUGAAGAGCGAGAUGAUUCAUUGCUUUCAUGUUACUUGGAGUUUCAAGUUUUGUUACUAUCUUUAGUGGAGCUUUUGAUACUUCUUUAACUGAGGAUGUGAGAUUUGAGGGGUAACAAUUUUUGUAAAGUUAGGAGUUGUUUUAGGAUUUAGGACUUAGAAUUUCGUCUGAAGGUGCAUAAGCAUAACAACCACCAUGAUGAAGGCGCAGGCACAUGUCAGAGGAAAAGGUCCCUCUAAGGUCAAUAGCCAACAGGUUGUUUUUGAGCUAAAACAGAAGGUCAAUCUUGCACUGAUUAAGUUAGCAGAUAGAGAUACUUAUCAAAUAGGGGUUGAUGAGCUUGACAAAACAGCUGAAUGUUUAACCCCAGAUAAGAUUUCCCCAUUCUUGUCUUGUAUAUUGGACACUGAUUCAGAACAGAAAAGUGCAGUUCGAAAGGAAUGCAUCAGGUUGAUGGGUACUUUAGCUAGAUUUCAUGAGGGCCUUGUCGGUCCAUAUCUAGGUAAGAUGGUCACUAGCAUUGUUAAGAGGCUCAAGGACCCAGAUACCAUUGUGAGGGAUUCUUGUGUUGAAACAAUGGGUGUUUUGGCAUCAAAAUUAAGUAAUUGCGAAGAUGACAGUAAUGGGGUUUUUGUUGUGUUGGUGAAGCCACUUUUUGAAGCUCUUGGUGAGCAAUAUAAGCAGGUACAAUCAGGUGCAGCUCUGUGUCUUGCAAGCAUCAUUGAUAACAUCCAUGAUCCUCCAUCAUCAAUUUUGCAACGGAUGUUGACUCGCACAAUAAAGCUGCUCAAGAAUCCACACUUCAUGGCAAAACCAGCAGUAAUUGAGUUAAACAGAAGUAUUAUUCAGGCAGGGGGUGCCACAACACUUGGUGUUCUGGCUGCAGCAAUUGCUAGCAUCCAAGAAGCUCUUAAAAAUAAUGACUGGACAACACGGAAAGCUGCUUCUGUAGCUUUAGGAGAAAUUGCUUCAAGUGGUGCAUCUUUUCUAGAAUCAUUCAAGGCAUCCUGUAUUCGUUCCCUUGAAUCGUGUCGUUUUGACAAGGUGAAACCAGUCAGGGAAACAGUACUGCUGGCCCUACAGUACUGGAGAAGUCUUCCAGGGCCUGAUACUCCUGAACCUUCUGAAACUGGAUCUUCCAUAAAAGAAAAUUCUUAUGCCGGUGAUUAUAGUGAUCUCACCAGCAAUGGUGACUCUGGAUGGAAGAAUGUCACACGAAAGAAAGCCGUUAUGAACUCAGCUAUUGGAAGGAAACCUUUGUCUGCUAGAAAAACAUCGAGAAAUUAUGUGGAAGAUCCUCAAAAUUCUAAAGAAGAUGAUUGGCACUUUGAAAUUGCUAUUCCAAAAACCCAUGGUGUUUCUUUGGCAGAUCCUCACGAUGAAGAAUCUGAAGGUAGUUCUGUCACCAAGACAUUAGAAAGAAUGGCAACUGUUACAAGCAUACACGAUAUUGGUUAUGAGUUUGUUCCAAUGGAUGACAAACAAGAAUGUUCAUCUGUCUCCAACCUUGUUACUGACUUCCAGACAAACACUGUGGCUGUUUCUCCUGAUCAUCUGGAGAAGGGAAGUUCUCAGAAGCCCAUGGUAAGAAAUCAGAGGUUUGCAUCUGAAGAGAUUACUCAUGAGGAUGAAGAAGUAUACUCUACAAAGUUGCAUGAUAGGAGAAGUCUUGAUUCUACAGUAACGGAGUCUAGUUGUGCAAAUGGAUGUUGCUCACAGGUGGCAAAUGAAAUGGUUUGCAUUAGAAAACAACUAAUGGAGAUUGAAAACAAGCAAUCAAACCUAGUGGAUCUUCUCCAGGAGUUUUCAAGGGGAAUAAUGGAUAGCUUGUCAAUGCUACAGUCAAAGGUGUUAAGUUUGGAGCAUGUUGUGGAAGGAAUAGCUCAAGACCUUGUGCAUGGUGGAAGGUAUUCUGAUCUGUUAGGCUCCAAGCUCAUGAAGCAAAGCCAAGGUGUUUCUCCCAGACUCUCUACGUCCACUCCUAGGCCCUCAGUAGAUAUUCGUAACAGACAGCAUUCUUUGCUUUCCGUAAAAAGUUCUGAUAUUUGGGAAGAAAAAAUGCUUAGUAGGAGCAACUUUAGCAAUUCCACUAAACAGAGUAAGAAUGUGUGGACUAAUCAAGCUGUGAAGGUUGGUAGAAAUCCUCUAGAAAAGGAAGUUCAGAAGAGCUCUGGACGGGGAACUCAAACCAUGGGCCAUGUAAGGAAAAAUGAAGCUGCCCCUGCUUCUGCGUGUGUCCCACUCUCAAGUACAAACAGCAGCAGACAAAAUAGGCCAGGCAACAAAAAUGGCCUGUGGCAAAAUGUGAAAGGUUUUUUAUGUGAAGGGGACCUAGACUCUGCAUAUACAGAAGCUCUUUCUUCUAGUAAUGAACUUGUUCUGAUUGAGCUUCUUGAUAGAACUGGUCCUGUUAUAGAAAGUUUAUCCCACAAGACCAUCUGUGAUAUUCUCAGUACAUUGGCAUCAUACCUCCUUGAGCAGAGAUUUAUGAACUCUAUAAUUCCUUGGUUGCAGCAGGCAAGUUACCCAAUCUCUUUUAGCAUUUGCAACCUCUAUAAAACCUACUCAUUUCAGGUGGUUGAAUUGAGCACAGCCCAUGGAUCAAAUCACCUUAUUCUCCCACCAAAUGCAAGAAGAGAAUUGUUAUCUGCAAUUCAAGAGGCUAUGAACAUGGAAUUUUCUAACCCUGCAGAAGGAAGAUCAGUCACUCAACUGGCAAUGAAGUUACACCAAGUAUGGGGAAAAUGCUCCUGAUCAUCAUAAGGUGAAAAGCGUGUCUCCAAUGCAGCAAAUACGAGAUUAAUGCACUUAUAAAACCAAUUGAAGAGCAAAAUUGUGAUGCCUUCAAUCCCACAUCAGGGAGAAAGUGUGAUUGUGAAUUGUAUACCAUAGGCCAUUUCAAUAGUGGCACUUCAAAGGAGCAUGGUUAUUAAUCCGAACUCUUUUAUGAACUCGUCUUUGUAAUUUCUUUCUUUUUCUAGGUAUCUCGUCUUUUCUAAUGACUUGAAUGUUCGUGCCGACUUAGUGCUGUUGACAGAAUUCCAUCCUUUGCAUCCAGUAUCACAUUUUGAGCUUGUUGAGAUGAGGAUGAAGUUUCCUGCUUGAGUAUUACCAUGUUUCAUUACAUUUUAGUUUAAGCUUGAAUGAGUAUUCUUAUA
Molecule: messenger RNA, 3330 nt
Organism: Rubroshorea leprosula
Lineage: Eukaryota; Viridiplantae; Streptophyta; Magnoliopsida; Malvales; Dipterocarpaceae
Source: the annotation of a GenBank genome assembly